AUGGCGCUCGCGCUCGCCGCCGCUCAGCAGAAUAGCCAGCAGCAACAGCGUGGUCAGUUCUGGCUUCGUUUGCUCCCUGCGGCGUCAAAUCCGCAGUUUCAACAGGUGUUUGUGAAUACCUGUCACAAUAUUCAACAGCAGUUCGUCGCCGCGCUCCCGCCGGUAGACCGGAAUAUGCAACCCAUCCGCGCCGCGGGCUCUUUGAAGAUUGUAUGUCGCUGGCCGGCCACUAGGGCAAUUCUUGCGGGAAUUGUAAAUUUAAAGAUUGGUCAGCCACACGCUGCAAUUUAUUCAAUGCCGCGUUGGCAACCGCCGGCUCCCCCCACCCCUUUUCCUGCUGGGAACCUUCCGGUUCUCAUCGAAUUGAGCAGCGAUGAGGAGGACGAAGAUAAAUAUAAGGAGGAUAAGAAUGCUGUCGUACGGCAGCAGAAUGAGGGGUUUAUACCCAUUGAUCUUGUUGGUGUGGAGGAGGUGGAUCUGACGAUGGUGGAUGAGGAUAGCGAUGAGAGCGAUGAUGAGUUUUUUGAUGCUCCAGCGGAGCAGUAA
This is a messenger RNA of Verruconis gallopava, 546 nucleotides long. RefSeq lists its product as uncharacterized. The record is from RefSeq and is a predicted model, not a curated record. The transcript is spliced from 4 exons. NCBI's taxonomy places the organism in Eukaryota, Fungi, Ascomycota, Dothideomycetes, Venturiales, Sympoventuriaceae. The coding region runs from base 1 to 546 and encodes 181 amino acids.